This is a messenger RNA of Solanum dulcamara, 1231 nucleotides long. RefSeq lists its product as uncharacterized. The transcript is spliced from 5 exons. Gene Ontology annotation, cellular component: mitochondrion. The record is from RefSeq and is a predicted model, not a curated record. Bases 89 to 691 code for a protein of 200 amino acids. Lineage: Eukaryota; Viridiplantae; Streptophyta; Magnoliopsida; Solanales; Solanaceae.
CACUCAAAAGGGGGACUGUAAUCAUCGAUCAAUUACUCCAUUCUCUGAGCUGCGAUUACAAAGAGAGGAAGCGUCUUCUCCGUUAUCAAUGGAAUCCUCAGAGAUAACUGAAGAGGAAACGGUACCUAAUAGAUCUCAGAAAAUGGCCGGAACUGUAAACUGGGGCACUGCUACUGUAAUUGGGGUAUUUGCUGGCCUUUUUUAUGGAGGUAGCAAGGAGGCUGCUGCUUCUAUUAGCAAGGAUGCUGAGGUGAUGUUAAAGCUUGGGAGCACACCCGAUAAGCGGGAACAGUAUCGGCUCAUGAGAGAUGCUAUGGAAAAAAGAUUUAUACGAGUCACUCGUGGCUCAAUAGUUGGCGGAUUACGCCUUGGAAUGUUUACUGCUGCCUUUUAUGGAUUGCAGAAUCUUCUUGCUGAAAAGCGUGGUGUGCAUGAUGUUUAUAAUGUUGUUGGAGCUGGUUCUGCUACAACUGCAACAUUUGGUCUAAUUAUGCCAGGAUCACUCCAAUGGCGUGCGAGAAAUGUGAUGUUGGGUUCUGCUUUGGGUGCUGCAAUUUGCUUCCCUCUUGGGUGGCUUCACUUGAAGCUUGUAGAGAAAGCCAAUGAAGGGACCGGGACAACUGAUGGCAAUGAAGUGAAGGGUGGUGUAGCUGAUGCAAUUGAGAGACUUGAAGGGCACUUGAACAAAUAGCUUUAGGUGUUGUUAAAUCCACAUGAACAAGAAUCUGAUCUUUUCUUGACCUUGUUUGAUGGGUGAUAUUAGCAAAAGAAGUUGAUGGAGGCAGCAAGAUGAAAACAGAAGAGGUUUGAAGCAGACAUCUAGAAUUGUUCCCUCUUCCCCUGCUCUGUUCCCAGUCACGGAGCUGUAAAGCUUGCUAACUUGGCCUUCAUGCUUUUCGUUUGGAGGGGAAUUCUCCCUGUAUUACAUUAUAGGAUGGUUUUGAUAGGUUGUGCUCUUCAUAAAUACGUGAAAAGAGUGUGGACCAACGUUUUGAUGUUUUAAAAAUAACCAAAAACAUGGAAGAGGAUGUGGUGCAGGAUCAUCUCCCCCCUUGUCAAUGUUAUGGCAGAAAUAGUUAAUAACUAGAUUUUUUUUUUUUUUUGAGGAUUAUGGCAUGUUUAUUUUUCAUCUUCGCCUCCUCAACUUGUCUAUAUAGUUGGUCAGUGGAAUAUCUUUUGUCAAGGAUUAAGGUGUGUUGAUUUAGCAUGGUGGUGUCUUUUCUUUUGUCCA